CACAACAAGACAGCAAACACCUUCAUCGCCGUCAUUCUGCGAGCCUUGAACAGCAUGGCUGCUCGGCCGUUCUUUGCCAAGUCUGCCUUUUCGCGAUCCAUCAUGCUGAAAGGCCUUCUCCUCCUCCUCCUCAACUUGCUUCCGCCAGUGCUGGGCAAUUGUUCUGUUGAGACUGUCACCGAGACAACUUGGGUCACUGUCUCGGGGCCCACGGUCGAUAUGCCGCCAACUCCGUCAUCUCAGCCGGUCGCCAGCCCGGAGCCUGCGCAUACAUCUUCAAGCGUCGGAAUAUCCGGGGGCCCCGCCCAGACUACCAAUAUCGACAAGCCUUCGUCCUCGGGCAACGGCGGGAUGCCAAGCGCAACGUAUAAUCCUCUUCCAAAACCAGCAGCAGCCAUUCACGAGGCACCACCCAACUUCAACCGCCUGAUUCCAUUGCCCAAUACAGGCUCCAUUCGUAACUCUUGUGGCUAUGACGUCUAUGUCUGGUCGGUAGGAUGUACAAACUCUGCUACCAACGUCAAGAUUAAUGCUGGAUCGACUUGGACCGAGCCACUCCGUCGCUGCAACAACGGCGGCGUCGUCUACAAGGUUUCCAAGAAAGAAGGCGAUGACCGUGCCGUCAUGCAGUUUGAGGCUGGCCUCUAUCCAGACCAAGACAUGGUUCAGUAUGACCUGAGUUAUCUCAACUGCAUGGUCCCGCAAACGACAGAUCUCAGUGCUUGUGCUGGUUGGGAAGGCGGUCAUCAAGCUGUCUCAGGCAAGGGCUGCCAGGUCUUUGUCUGCAAUCCCGGCGAAUAUUGUGACGGCAGCAGCUAUACCGUCGCUGAGUUUGGCAAUCAGUUUGGCGGCCUCGUGCACCCGAAUGCUGGAUGUGCUUCAACCUACGGUGUUGCAUUCGAACUUUGCGCUUGUUCCAAGGCUUAA
Molecule: messenger RNA, 927 nt
Organism: Periconia digitata
Lineage: Eukaryota; Fungi; Ascomycota; Dothideomycetes; Pleosporales; Periconiaceae
Source: the annotation of a GenBank genome assembly